Molecule: messenger RNA, 399 nt
Organism: Schistocerca serialis cubense
Lineage: Eukaryota; Metazoa; Arthropoda; Insecta; Orthoptera; Acrididae
Product: protein CFAP276
Exons: 2
Coding region: 1-399 (132 amino acids)
Source: RefSeq, a predicted model, not a curated record
AUGCUCAACAUUUUACAGGCGGUGGGCGCGCGGCUGACGGCGCACCAGACGCUGAGCAGCGUGCGGCAGAUGCGCCGCUUCCGGCAGAUCGGCGUGCCGCGCGACUCGCUGGACCUGGCGCUCAGCGCCAACUACGACCACGCGCGCGAGCUCUUCCCCGAGAAGUGCGACGUGCUGCUGCAGCCCGAGACGCUGGGCGUCGCGACGUGGCGCAAGGACCGCAACGUGCGGCUGGAGCUGGUGCCGCAGCCGCCGUUCCGCGGCCACCCGCUCAACCACGGCGGCGUGCCGCAGCGGCCCAACCCGCACAGCAAGCGCGGGGGCUCCUUCAACCCGCACCACCCCAAGUCCAAGGACGGCUACACGCGCACGCCCUUCGGCUCCUUCUACGCCCACUGA